This is a messenger RNA of Hyphopichia burtonii NRRL Y-1933, 2154 nucleotides long. RefSeq lists its product as uncharacterized. Bases 1 to 2154 code for a protein of 717 amino acids. Gene Ontology annotation, molecular function: ubiquitin-ubiquitin ligase activity. NCBI's taxonomy places the organism in Eukaryota, Fungi, Ascomycota, Pichiomycetes, Serinales, Debaryomycetaceae. The transcript has a single exon. Gene Ontology annotation, cellular component: ubiquitin ligase complex. Gene Ontology annotation, biological process: protein polyubiquitination; protein monoubiquitination. The record is from RefSeq and is a predicted model, not a curated record.
AUGCAUACGCAUACGUUGGCUAGAUCGGUAAGGGAUGAUUUACCGGCCUAUUCAAUUUACUCUGAUGAAGGUGAAUCUUCAGGAAGUAAUGCUUACGAGUCAAAUAGUAACGAGAAUUUAAGACAUGAACCAAACGAUACUGCUACUAAUUAUAAUUUUAGUAAUAACUUGACGUCUUCUUUAAGCAGAUUAAGCUUUGAAGAUACUUCGAUUGAUGAAAACUUGAUUAUUACUGAUGAAAAUACCAAUAAUUGGACAGAGACUAUUAUAAACAAUAUUCACAAUUUGCGUAGUUUAACCAAAACUGGUAAUGAGUAUUCAAAAGCCAUUGAUAUAUCUAUUCAUUUUACUAAAGAUGUUGGUAAAGUGAAUGAAAAACCAACUUUGAUUGACCCUUUACUUCAUGAGUAUAGAAAAGGAGAUUUUAUUAAUGGGCAUAUUUAUAUUACAAAUACUUCUGACUUCGAAGUUCCAUUCACAAUGUUUUAUGUUAUGUUCCAAGGGCAUUUUCUAAUUGCAUCAAAGAAUGAAUCAAAACCAGUUAAAUUUAAAAAAUUCUUAGAAAUGUUUGAUUUCAGUGCUUCUUAUAACGAAGCUAGAAUUGAUCGAUUAAUCUCUGAAAAUAAUAAAGAUGAACUUUUCCAAACAAUCAGUUUGAUUGAUCCAAUCGAUAACGCCGAGUUAUCAUUAGCUGAACGUGUUCUAAAGCCAAAAACAACUUAUAAACGGUUUUUCACAUUUAAAAUUCCUGAAAGAUUAUUAGAUUCUGAAUGUAACGUUCACAACUUAUCUUAUCAUACAGAAUUACCUCCUACUCUUGGUAUUCUGAAAUAUUUUCAAGUGAAUGACGAAGACAAAUUCAAGGACUUUCUGUUCCCCGAUUCUUCAAUUACUUACGGAUUGACCGCUAGAUUUAUUGGUAAGGCCUAUCAAUAUAAUGAAAAGAAUGAAAAAUCACACAAUUCAAACCCAACAUUAGUUAACUCUGAUGGUGAUGAAUUCGUGAUUUUCACAGAUAACCAAGUAUCAAUGAGAAUUUUACAACAAGCUCCGGUCCAAUCAACGCUUGAUUAUAAUUUAAAAACCUUAGAAAUAGAAACAAUGUAUAAAAAUUUGAUAUCAAGGUUGAAAGAGAAAAUCGAAAUUGGCGAAGAAAUAGUCCAAUCUUUAAAUGAAAAUCAUUCAGAUGAAGCUAUUCAAUUAGCUAAGAAAUUAGACCAAGCCAAUAAAAAUGAUUUAGCCAAGGCUCGUCAAUUAUAUUCAAGUAAGCAUUCAAGAGAUGUUAAGGCAAAAUAUGGUGAUAAAAUAAUCGAUAAGUGUGAUAAUUAUGAAAUGAUCAUACCACUAAUGAAGAAAAAAUUACUUCAUUCAAACUCUAAUGGUACUUUAAAAGUUUCUUCUCCAAAAAUGCCGAUAUACUUGAGAUACAUCCCACCACCAAAAUUUAGAUUGGGUGAACCAAUUGAUAAUUCUACCUGGAAGUUCGAUAUGCCUAUUAAUUUAAGUUUCACUUCAGGAUCCUUAUUAAGCACUCAUAAAGAAUUGCCCCGUUUCAAGAAAAUUCUGUGUGACUUGGUUGUGGCCACUUUCAAAUCAAAAAAGUUUGAUAUUCCACUUCAACUCAACCAUAACUUUCUUUUCAAAAACGAUUUUAAGAAAUUUUAUAAUGAUCCAACCACCGAUAACGAUAGUUUCGUUCAUAUAAUCAAGAAACCAUUUCAGGAAAUGGGCAAAAAAUAUUAUGAUUUAUUUCAAACUCUAGGCUCUGACAGAUUCAGAGUCGAAGCCUCCCUUAUUGAUGAUUUGAAGGCUAUGUGUGGCAUUGAAGAAAGGUUCAUGAAGUUAAAAAUCGACGAUUUCAAAAUUAAUGGGUCUAAAGACAUGAAAGACUUAUCCGAUUUGAAUUGGGAUUUGAACGAUCGCUCAAAUAGUUUUGAACAAUCUCUAAGCUUGAGUGUGAACGUUGAAAGUGCUGACUUCAAAUACCUUCAGUCAAAAAACCGUGGAAAUGAAUCGGCCUACGAUAAAUUUUGUUUUGUUCCUUCUUUCCAAACUUGUAACAUGGCUAGAAUGUACUAUUUUGACUUGUGCUUUCAGUUGACAACCAAUGAAUAUUUCCAUGUCAAAGUCCCAGCAGUGAUAGAGAAGUGGUAG